Symbiodinium sp. CCMP2456 is the source of this 722-nucleotide messenger RNA. Lineage: Eukaryota; Dinophyceae; Suessiales; Symbiodiniaceae. The record is from the annotation of a GenBank genome assembly.
GUUCGCCCAUGGCGCACAACCCCUCCCUGGAGGAGCUCGAGGCCACCUGCACGGCGUUCGCUCAGCGGCCGAUGUCCAGGUGUGCCAGUGCUUCAUGGGCUUCAUCUCCCUUUGCCAGGACCUGCCCUUUGAGGGCCCGAUCCACUCCGGGGAAGAUCCGGCCCGCCACAGCCGUGGCGGAUCUGGCCACGGAGGAGGAGCACAAGGAGGUCGACACCCUGGAAGGCGUCGUCCCUGGGCCCGCGGACAUUGAGGAGGAGCAGGAGCGUCUUUCAGGUCGUUCCUGGGAGGUUUCGAGCAUCUUGCGACCUCCGCUGGCCUCCGCCGCGGACCUGGAAAGCGUGGAGAGUCAGCUUCAGGAGGCCCUGACCUUCCUCACCGAGACGCUGCCAGCGCUGGCGGCGGAGAUCGGCGAGCAGGUGUCUGGCCUCGUGUUCCAAGCGCUCCUCGCGCGGAGUAGCCGGCCUCUCCCGGGGCACAGCGGCCGUGAGCGCUGCAGCUCCGAGCGGCUCGACGGCGUGGACAGCGAUCAGGUGAGCCGGCUGGUGGUCGGUGCUGAGCAGCUGGUGGCGCUUCUCAGAGUAAAGAUCGAGGACGAUGGUGACCUCGCCCUCGCACGGACAGUGCUUGAAGACAGCAUCCGCUUCUUCUGGGACUUAGACCAGUGUGCGAAGUGGAGAGACAUCUCCCCUUGGGAGCUCUUUGAAGAGGUCAACGACUGA